Molecule: messenger RNA, 1986 nt
Organism: Dovyalis caffra
Lineage: Eukaryota; Viridiplantae; Streptophyta; Magnoliopsida; Malpighiales; Salicaceae
Source: the annotation of a GenBank genome assembly
AUGGCAAGUGGAUAUGGGAAAGACCAGCUGACCAAGUCCUAUGAUCACGCAAUUCUCGCUCUUUUCAAUCUUCUCCGAUCGGCCAAUAGAAAUCGAGAAAUUAAAGAUCCUGGACAGCCUGCUGAUUCAUAUUAUCAGGUUCGGCCUGAAUGCACGGAUGUUCCGAAAACCAGAUUCAAAAUCAAGGCAGGUAAAACUCUUAGUACAAGGAAAUGGCAGGCAGCAUUUACUCCAGAAGGUUACCUGGAUAUAAGCAAGACCCUUAGGCGAAUCUACCGUGGGGGGAUUCAUCCAUCAAUUAGAGGAGAAGUUUGGGAAUUUCUACUUGGCUGUUAUGAUCCUAAGAGUACCUUUGAUGAAAGAGAUCAGAUACGGCAGCGUAGAAGGAUACAAUAUGGUAGGUGGAAAGAAGAGUGCCGCCAAAUAUUUCCUGUUGUUGGAAGUGGCGAAUUUAUUACAGCGCCGGUAAUCACUGAAGAGGGUCAGCCCAUUCAAGAACCGUUAGUAAUUUUAGAAACAAAUCAAGAUAGAGGCCCCUCUCAAGAUGGUAAUUUUGCUGAUGCCAAUGGCUCAAAUCAAUCAAGAACAAAUAUUUCCAGUUCAGAAAUGGUUAGAGACCUGACUAGCCGUGGUCCUUUGGACCAGAAAGUGAUCCAGUGGCUGCUUACCUUACAUCAAAUAGGUCUUGAUGUGCAUCGCACUGACAGGACGUUGGUGUUUUAUGAGAAGAAAGAGAACUUGUCAAAACUUUGGGAUAUUCUAGCUGUUUAUGCCUGGAUCGAUACAGAUGUCGGCUAUUGUCAAGCUUCUGAUGUGGUCGGAAUGAGUGAUCUUUGCUCACCCAUGAUAAUGCUUCUUGAAGACGAAGCAGAUGCGUUUUGGUGUUUUGAACGAUUGAUGCGCAGAUUGCGAGGAAAUUUCAGAUGUACCGAGAGCUCUGUUGGAGUGGAGACACAACUUAGUAAUUUGGCUGAAAUUACUCAAGUUAUCGAUCCAAAACUUCAUCAACAUUUAGUUCCUAGUUCUGCCCCUUCAAGUUUGGGUGGUGUCAUAGAUUUGAUGCACAAUAUUCUAGAUGCACUUGGUGGAGGUGACUAUUUAUUUGCUUUCCGCAUGCUCAUGGUCUUGUUCCGUCGAGAAUUUUCAUUUUGUGAUUCGCUCUACCUUUGGGAGAAAACUUGUUCUAAACUGAUAAUGGUUCAUCACCAAGCUGUGGAGUUUAUUCAUAACUUCAGAACGAAAGACAGUGAAGGACAAAUCUUAGGUCCUCCAAAAUAUCUGCUGAGCCAGAUGAUGUGGGCCCUUGAAUACGACCCUGAUUUGUUCUCUAUAUACGAAGACCCAGAGUUGAAUUUUGACAAAGCUGAGGGAUCUAAGGGACGGGCAAAGUCAAUACGGCACUAUGGGAAGUUUGAAAGGGAAAAUAUGAAAAACGGGGCUGCAAAUUCUGAAAGCCCCCUCCCCAUCUCUAUUUUCCUUGUUGCCAGUGUAUUAAAAGAUAAGAGCUCUAAGCUAUUGCAGGAAGCUCGGGGCCUGGAUGAUGUUGUCAAGAUAUUGAAUGACAUGACUGGAAAUUUAGAUGCCAAGAAAGCAUGCACCGGUGCAAUGAAACUUCACAAGAAAUAUUUAAAAAAGAAUUCAUUUGGGACUUGGAAGAGGAAUGUGAAUUCGCUGAGUGAUUGUUUUGGAGAUUUUAAAGUUAGUUUUAUGGAUCAAACGGGCACGACCCAUGGAGAGGCGGGGACCCAUCUAAUUAAAAGGCAAAGCGUUGAGUAUGGUAUCCUCAAGAUGAGGAAUACCUCUAUGCAUUUUGAGGAGAGGCAGGUUUUUCCUUCUUUUGAAGGGAAGGAGGUUGUUUCCUUUUUUGAGGUUCAGCUUUUAACUGAAAGAGUUGAGACUUCAAUAGUUAUAUUGAAUGAUGAGGCCUUCAUCCCUGCUAGUGAGCCCUCUGUUCAAACUAGAGAGACUCUCUACGUCAUUAGAUAA